Molecule: messenger RNA, 3629 nt
Organism: Melospiza georgiana
Lineage: Eukaryota; Metazoa; Chordata; Aves; Passeriformes; Passerellidae
Gene: NRG3
Product: neuregulin 3
Exons: 9
Coding region: 1-1971 (656 amino acids)
Biological process (GO): intracellular signal transduction; nervous system development; animal organ development
Molecular function (GO): chemorepellent activity
Source: RefSeq, a predicted model, not a curated record
AUGAGCGAGGGGGCUGCGGGUGCCGCGGCGCCCGGGGCGGCGGAGGCGGCGGCUGCGGCGGGGGGCCCGGGCGGGGAUGGGGCCGGGGGGCCGCCGCGGGAGCUGCGCUGCAGCGACUGCAUCGUCUGGAACCGGCAGCAGACGUGGCUGUGCGUGGUACCCCUCUUCAUCGGCUUCAUCGGGCUGGGGCUCAGCCUCAUGCUGCUCAAGUGGAUCGUGGUGGGCUCCGUCAAGGAGUACGUCCCCACCGAGCUGAUGGACGCCAAGGGCGUGGGGCAGGACCCCUUCUUCCUCUCCAAGCCCACCGCCCCCCCCCGCGGCGCGGAGACCACCGCCGCCGCCACGCCGCGGCCGCCCAGCCGGGUCAGCCCCCGCCUCACCACCAUGAGCCGGGCUCCCCCGCGGCCCCCCGGCACCCGCGGCCCUGCGCGGGGCGGCCCGCGGCCCACCGCGCCCCGGCACCCCGUGCCGCCGCACACGGCACCGCCCGCCAGCGGCCCCCCCGGCACCGGCACCGCCGGCCGCGCCGCCCGGCCGCCGCCCGCCGCCCCCAGCACCCCGCCGCUGCCCGCCUGGCCCACUGCGGCACACGCUACCUCCUCCUACAAGAUCUACGUCCACGACUCGGCGCCGUCCUGGACCCUGUCUCCCUUCCAGGAGUCGACCACCACCACGCCGGAGGCCAGCACGACCCCCAAAACCCACACCACGACGUAUUCCACGGAGCGCUCGGAGCACUUUAAGCCAUGCAAGGACAAGGACCUGGCGUAUUGUCUCAACGAGGGGGAAUGCUUUGUGAUCGAAACCCUGACGGGAUCCCACAAACACUGCCGGUGCAAAGAGGGCUACCAAGGAGUCCGCUGUGACCAAUUUUUGCCGAAAACCGACUCAAUCUUGUCAGAUCCAACAGACCAUUUAGGAAUUGAAUUCAUGGAGAGCGAGGAGGUGUACCAGCGCCAGGUGUUGUCCAUCGCCUGCAUCGUCUUCGGCAUCGUCGUGGUGGGCAUGCUGUGUGCAGCCUUCUACUUCAAAACAAAGAAGCAAACCAAGCAGAUCCACGAACAGCUGAAAGAAACGCAGAAUAGGAAAACCUACAGCCUAAACGCUUCCAGCAUGAUGGCAAAGUCAGAGUGUCUGGCACAAAGCCAAGUCCAGCUGCAAAAUUACUCAAAGCCAGAUAGGCACCCGGGGCCCAUUCUGCACAAAGUUAUGGAGUCUAGUUUUUCAGGCACCCAGUCCUUCCCAGAGGCCUUGUCUCCUGACAGAGGAACCCAGCCCAUCAAGCACCACAGAAGUCUCUCUUCAUGCUGCAGCCCAGGACAGAGAAGUGGGAUGCUGCACAGAAAUGCCUUUCGCAGGACUCCUCCCUUGCCUCGGGGUAGGUUCAGUGGGAUUGCAGGACCAGCAUAUCAGCAGCUCCAGGAGUCCAGGAUCACCGACCAGGACACCAUACCUUGUCACGGGUAUUCAUCCAGUGGUUUAAAAACUCCUCAGAAUCCUUCAAUAAAUAUGCAACUGCCUUCAAGAGAGACAACCCCAUAUUUUAAUAACGUGGAUCAGAAGGACUUGGUCAGCUAUUCCUCUUCAAGGGCCAACUCCGUCCCCAUCAUCCCGUCUGUGGGCUUGGACGAAGCCUGCAUGCAAAUGCAAAAUGUUCCUGAAGUAACAGGCAUCAAAUGGUGCAAAAACUCCUAUUCUGCUGAACUUGUCAACGUGAGUUCCCCAGUCAGUAAUUGUCUAAUAGCAGAACAGCACGAGGUGAAAGUCUUGCUGGAAACUGUGCAGGAGCAGAUCCGGAUGCUGACGGACGCGCGGCGGGCGGAGGACGCGGAGCUGGCGGGCGCGGAGGCGCGGGGCGGCGCGAGCGAGAACACGGCCUUCCUGCCCAUGAGCCCCACGGCCAAGGCAGAGCGAGAGGCACACUUUGUCCUCAAAAGUGACACGCAGAGGGACUCGGUACUCACCAAGUGACUCCGCCUGGGGGCUGCGGGAGGGCAAGUGAGAGGUCCGCGCGUUCGACGCUUUGCUGAACGGGAAGGGAGGAAGUUAAAUACAAAUUAUUUAUAUGCAUUAAUUUAAGAGCAUCUACUUAGAAGAAACCAAAUAGUCAAUCGCCCUCAUAUCAUAGUGUUUUUUAACAAAAUAUUUUUUUAAGGGAAAAGUUCCAGGAGGGAUGAAGCGUGCUUUUAGAUGCUUUCCAGGCAGGAUUUCACAGUUCCAGUUCCAGAGGACUUUUCCAUGGUCCUGUUUGGCUGUCCGAAGGCUUAGGCUAUGCAUCUCCUUUUCAGUAAAGGCCAAGUACCGUCCUUAGAUGCAUUUCUGGUUUCAGGGCAGCACCGCAGUGAGCUGCUGGGCAGGGAUUCAGACCCUGGAGAACAUGUCCUGUAAGACCAACACAGAUCCACUCCCCUCUCCCCCUCUGCUCUUGAUUCCGGGUUCACACCACGAGAUCAGGCACACAGACACCUAGUUCUGAGUUCUGGUACCUGCUGUGGAAUGAUAACAACGUCCCUGAAUUGAGCAGAUGCUUAACUCUUAACAUUAAUUCAAUGUGUCAGUCGCCCCAAGAAAGUCAAUGGAAUCAUUUAUGAGCUUUGGGAUUGGCCAAGAGUGGGAGCAGGAUUGGGGUCUAUAGAGAUUCAGUGAGUCCACAGCUGCUCCAUCUUCUGAGCUUUGCCUAUCAGAGCUGCCUUGGUGGAGAGUGAGGAAGAACGAGAGGAAAUGUAUACACGUGUAUUACAACAGGUUUGGUUUUGGUUUCUGGUUUGGUUUUUUUUAAGUGGAAACAUAAACUCUGUUGUUCGUUAGCACCCCUCAACAUUUCUAAACUUUUACACUUUAAAAGCAUUUGUAAGCUCUCAAGGAGCGCUUCUCGGUGUGUGUGUAUUUUUUUUAAACUUAUUUUUUAUUAUGGCUUGUUCAGAGAAGAGUCAGGGAGAUCCAGUAUGAUCAAAAUCCAGCCAGUAAGUGUCCACGCUGCCUAAUUUGUUCCUGCAUUCAGUUCUCCAGUCACUUUAAUUAAUUAUGGCUUAGGCUUGUGAACUUUAAAGCUUCAACCCUGCAGAUGGUUCAGUAUGGGCAGACCCACAGGCAUGCAGAGAUCUGACUCUGAUGGAGCUUUCUAAGAGCAGAUGGUUCCACCAAGUCCCUCCCUGCAGGGGAUCAAGGCCUUAGAGAGGAUGCAUCAUUCCCUGGUUGCUGUUCCUAAUCACACUGUAAGUCCUUUUUGCAUUAGCCUUCUUUUGAGUCCCUCUUCCCCCCAUAAAUUGUAACAGAAUGUGCCAAUUUUGCAAUGAAUUGGGUUCAGUGACACACCUUACUGGGAUUACUGUCUUAAAAUAUCUCCUUAUUCUCUGGGGGAAAAAAUCCACUAUAAUAAAUAAUCACUAAAUAGCCUUCCCUGGUUAGUGCCAGGAGAUUGAUUAAAAAAAAAAAAGAAUAUAUACAGAAUGUAUUAAAAUAUUCCUUUGAAGCAAAAUAAUUGUUAGAUUUAUUAAUGUGCCCCAGACUUUCUAGUUCACAAGUCUCAAGACUUCCCAAAAUAGCACAAUCUAUCCCACAGUGCUGUUGUAUGUUGAGUCAGAAUAAAGCAAUAUCUUAACCUCUGUCAAGUAAUUUUGGAAAAGAAA